GCCGAGACCAAAACAAGGGCGUUCUCGAAGAAGACGAAACUUGAAGACCAAAGCAGAUUUUAAUAAUUCCGCAAAACAAAAUAAGACUUUAUUGAGAACAUACACGAGGACAGACAGUUAAAGAUGCUUCUGUUCCUAUCCGUGCUGAUCCUCUAUGUGCCGCUAGAGGGCAACACCGCACCAAUCAGCUGCUACAAUGACCAAGGAGAUGCUGUUGAUUGGUUCUAUAUAUACAAGCUGCCCAAAGAACAUGGCAAAAAGUCUCCUGAAUACGGUGAGAUGUAUUUAAUUUUGGACAAAGGGCGUGAAGGAUGGACUGAAGGGAAGGGCUCAGUGAAUGACACCACGGGCGCCCUGGGCAGGACGGUGGGACAGCUGUACGCGCAGGGGAAGAAUAUGGAGGUUGCAUACAUCCUUUACAAUGACCAGAAGCCACAAGAGGACUCGUCCAGUGACAGACGGGGAGACAACGGUGGAAGCAGAGGGGGCCACACGAAAGGUGUUGUGCUGCUGGAUAAAAAACAGGGUUUCUGGCUGGUCCACAGCACUCCUCACUUCCCCCCCGCUCAAGAGGCAGGAGAGUAUUAUUACCCCAGCAGCGGCGAAGAUAACGGGCAGAACUUCCUCUGUGUUACGUACCCGCUCGACCGCUUCCAGACCAUCGGCGAGCAGCUGCAGAUCAAUCAGCCUAAUGUGUAUGACUGCAGCAUCCCCGAGUCCUUGGCCUCCCAGGUGCCUUCGCUCACUGAGCUUUGUGACAAAAACAACCUGUCCUAUGAAACCUUUCCACGUGCCAAAUCUGUAUCCAACCGCAGUGUGACGCUGACCUCAAAGGAUGGGACGAACUUCAUCAGCUUUGCCAAAGGAGCCGCUUUUGAUGAUGAUCUCUACCACUCGUGGGUAGCCCCCACCCUGCAGUCAGACCUCCUGGUCCAGUUCUGGAUUCGCUCCACAGGCAUUCUUCCUUCCGACUGCUCGCAGGGCUGGAAGGUCCUGGACAUCAGGCUCAUCAAUCCAGGGCAGACGUCCCCCUUCAAGACCAGCCAGGACCACUCCAAGUGGGCGGUGAGCCCCAACGAGGCUGAGGAUGGAGGCGGCUGGGUGUGCGUGGGGGAUAUAAACCGAAACGAGGCAGAAGAGAAGCGUGGCGGGGGCACGGUGUGCCAGCGUGAUCCGCUGGUGUGGAAGGCUUACCGGACGGCAGCGUUGGAGUGCGAGGCCUGUGGAGGAGAAACGGUCCAGUGCUGAGAGUCUGCAGGAGCCGGACGCCGUCAGCUCGGCCAAAAUGUGUUACAAGGGUCAAAAAUAUCACGCAAACAUGGAAAGGUCAUUCAUUUUUUUUUUUUUUUUUUUUUUACAUAUUUCUGCUAAAAUCUAGUGAAAUCUAUUUGAAAUCUAAUUAGGUUUAGUUUAAACUGGUGAGGAUGCAAACACACUCAUCCAGUGAAUGAUAGAUGACAGUAAACAUUCACUAGAAGACUGAAAGCUACUGAACAAUGUCGAGUUAAAACAGCAUCGCAAAUGUUUCGACCUUCAUGACAGGAAAUACAAAUAUUAAUAAACGUAAUUAGAGUUUGUUCACAGGAGAACUCCACAGGGGGUCUUUAAAUGUUGCCUGACUUUCUUUAAAGUCCAUAAAAUAUUAUCUCCAAAUAAUUAAUUUAACAGAAAAUAUUAAUGACUUUAAGUUUUAAAAAAGGUUUUUAUAUUGAAGUUUGUGUGUGGGAAUCAUUUUUUAUAUCAGUUUGAUUCACGGUGAUCAAACCAACAAUCAGCGGCCUCUAAUCUAAGUGAUAUUACACGUUUACAGCGGAGCUCCGCCCACACCUCCGAGAGGAAUACGCGCAUCUCUCAAAUGAUCAAUGGAUCCAACUUCGGCUAAAAAUAAGGAUCCUGUCAGUCACAGUGGGAUCGUUGUACUUGUUCCUCUGCUCGUUAAGCAGGAUUUUAUGCAGUUCUCUGGGGUUGUUGCAUCCUCCUCUUUCAGUGCGUGCAGAUCUGCCGGAGGUGGAGAAGUAGGUGGGAUGAUUUUGUGUAAUAUGUUCAUUUUUAUAAAACAUAAAAAGUGGCACUUUAAGGGAGAGUGUAGGUUCAAGAGUCUCUACAGCCACUGGGUGCUGUUUCACUGACAUUUCCUGCUUUUAAACAUGAGCUGGUUUGCUCUCGGGGAGAAUGUCAGGCUUGCUGGUUAAUUAUUUUUAAUCAAAUGUGGGAAUGAUUGCACUAUAGAACAAUCUGUCACUGAUGAUAAAUGACAGCCGCUCAUACUUUAGGAAUGAACUGAGCUCGUACGCGUGUCUGCAUCUCCAAUCUGCUUUAGAUUUUAUGCUUUCCAUCCAUGCAUUCAUUCUGAUCCUGAUUGUGCUUGAAGAUGAAGAUGUCGGUUGUCUUGAAUUUGAAUAA
Archocentrus centrarchus (flier cichlid) is the source of this 2403-nucleotide messenger RNA. RefSeq names its product deoxyribonuclease II, lysosomal (gene dnase2). Bases 124 to 1248 code for a protein of 374 amino acids. The transcript is spliced from 7 exons. NCBI's taxonomy places the organism in Eukaryota, Metazoa, Chordata, Actinopteri, Cichliformes, Cichlidae. Gene Ontology annotation, molecular function: deoxyribonuclease II activity. The record is from RefSeq and is a predicted model, not a curated record. Gene Ontology annotation, biological process: apoptotic DNA fragmentation.